AUGACCCGCUCGCGUUCUCGUCCGCUCAAAGCCCGUAGACUCUCCGAAGAUAUCAUCGAGCUCUCCAGCGGAGAGUCCGAUAGCGAGGCCGUCUCCUACUCCGGUUCCGAGUAUGGCACGGCGUAUGAGAGCACCAAUUACGAUGGGUCGGACAAAGAGGAAUUCGUACGGAGGAUGUUCCAGACGUUGACCGUCGAGACUGCCCCAAAUGUCUAUGAAGUCGUGCAGAACGCAUCACCAUCUCCUCCGUCCCCCUCUUCUCCGUCUCCGCCCCCUCCAUCCCCUCCUCCUCCAUCUCCCUCCAUCUCUCCCCCUCCACCGGUCCCCCCCGUCGUUACUUCUCCCCCGUCCCUCUCUGCAAUCCGUCCCUCGGCUACGCCGUGUCACCCGAAUACGAAGGGGAAACAGGUGCUGGCACCUGCCUCUCCACUUCAGCCAAACUCUCCUCCCCCCUCGACCGUUUCUCCACUACCUCCUUCUCACCGGAACCUCGAAGCUCCACACCUGAACACCGCCGGGAAAAUUUACGCCAUUCAAACUAAGGAGGGUAGUCGAAUUGUGGACCACUGGGCCGAGGCAGGUGCUUUAACCCAAGGAGUUCCGGGCACGUCGGUCAAGGGCAUCCGCGUUUGUCAACGCCCUAAACCUUCAAAGGCUAAGUAUAAGGCCUACAGUGCCAUAAAGGCGUGGCAGCCUGGCGUGUAUACCUCCUGGAAGGAUCUUCAAGACGCGGCUUUUGGAGCCUCAGGGAUGACGUACAAGUCCCACAAAACCUUGAUUAAUGCCCACAUCCACUAUGCGAACGCCGUGAACAAGGGCCUUGUGGAGAAAAUAGCCUAUCACGGUCGCCGUCCUCUUCCAGUACCCCAUCCGACGCCGUCAGGGCUUCCUCCGCCUCCCGAAAGUGCAGACACAACGUAUGUUGUCACUCAAGGCAGACGUGUCGGUCUGUUCAGUGAUUGGGCGGAGGCGGCCGCACAAGUGCUGUUCAUCAAGGCCGCUAACGUCGUCUCCUACCCAACCCGUGAGGCCGCGCAGGCCGCGUUUGACCUUGCUUUGCGACAGGGCCACGUUCGCGUGAAGACUGCGUAA
Molecule: messenger RNA, 1092 nt
Organism: Stereum hirsutum FP-91666 SS1
Lineage: Eukaryota; Fungi; Basidiomycota; Agaricomycetes; Russulales; Stereaceae
Exons: 5
Coding region: 1-1092 (363 amino acids)
Source: RefSeq, a predicted model, not a curated record